AUGUCCGGCGAAUGGGAUAUAAACGACGCCCACAUACCCUACGUCCAGGAUAUCAGCUUUGAUAAAUUCUACGAAUGGGCCGACGGUCACUGUCGCUACAUCUACCAUUCGACCGAUGAUCAAGCCCGCAAGCACAUAUCUGGCUGGGCGAUGCGAAAUACGAACAAUCACAAUGUAAGCAUCCUGAAAAAGAGUUGCCUCGGUGUGUUGAUAUGCUCGGUACGUUGCCGGCUUCCAAACGGAAGCCAAAUACACCUACGCCCGGCUAUAUGUGAUAAAGCCCGCAGAAAGCAACAGGGACGAGCGUGCCCUAAUCGGAACUGUAAAAACGGCCGGCUCGAGGUACUACCAUGUCGAGGUCAUUGUGGAUACCCUGUCACCCACUACUGGCGACACACGGAGCGGGCUAUUUUCUUCCAGGCAAAAGGUACCCACGAUCAUCCAAAACCGGAGUCAAAAACUUCCGGAGAUACAAGGAAACUAUCGAGUGUUUGUGCGAAAACAAAAACCAAAAAGCUGUCAGUUUUACUACUGAGAGAUGCUGCUUUGGGAAACAAGCUUUUGCAAUUGAAAAAUGGUAGCAAAACGACAAACAGUCCGUCAGCAGAAAUUUUACAACCACCUCCGCUUAUACCGGAUUCAAAUAUUGAUAAGUCAAAAUGCCGGUCCUGUUCGAAAAUUCAAUGCAAUUGCAGAACUACUAACACAGACUGCGAAUUAGCGACAAAGAGUGUAAGCACAGCAAACUCCAUUACCGCUUACACUGAGAGUAGUUUCAGUAGUACACCAGCGACACCGUGGUCGUGUCACAUAUCAAACAAUCAUUUCUAUGACAGUUUGAAUGGUGCGAUCCCUUCUAAUUUUCCCAGUUGCCCUGGAAGCUCAAUCGAUAGUUUCCAACCGGAUGAAAUCUUCCAAUUGGAUCAACCGUUACGAAAUAACUCGCAGCAAAUAGCAAACAUUAUUCCACCAGCGACUACAUUACUAGAUCUAGGAAGUGGCGCAAUUUACAAAAAAUGUAAUCAAAUCACGCCGGAGUACUUAAUCAGUAGUGCGACGAAUACGUUCAACGAAAAUUACCUGAAUCAUCAAGUUCCCUGCACUAUGUCCUCCAAUAAUGAUGAGUAUUCUAACAAAACCUUGCAACUAUCCUGCGCACCUGAUUUUACAAGAAUCAUCAAAAAAGAAGACAGCGUUAAAUCCUUCGAUUAUAAUUUGGCUCAACGGACGCGAUACGACUGUGAUAUCAAUCAAACAAUCUGCAAGAAAGCUGGCAAAGCCAUGAAUAUGUAUUCCAUUAACAACAAUAGUGCAUGUAAUCAAUACGGAAGAUACCAACAAGUUCCAUUUAAUCAGAACGAAGAAACCAGUUACGGCUUUCCCAGUGAUUCCGGUACUUAUCAACAUGGAUAUAGUUUAAACUAUGUAACUAACGGAAUACCUAAUUCUACAAACACGAAUACGGGAAACAGCUAUUCCGAAGACUGUUAUCGAUAUACCAACAAUGGAUAUCCCAAAGCGGCCCUCGUAAAUUCUGGCAGCGGAACCCAAGCACAUUCUUCGGACAACAUUGUCGAUGCUGAUGCCUAUCCUCCAACAGUAAACAUCUCUCGACCUCCUGGUUCGAAUCGGAGACACUCGAAGAUAACGUGUUCCGGCGUUUCUUCAGUGUCCUGGCACAUCACGCAGAAGGGCGACUCUGCAUGA
Messenger RNA from Sabethes cyaneus, 1707 nucleotides. Its product is annotated as transcription factor glial cells missing-like. Gene Ontology annotation, molecular function: RNA polymerase II cis-regulatory region sequence-specific DNA binding; DNA-binding transcription activator activity, RNA polymerase II-specific. NCBI's taxonomy places the organism in Eukaryota, Metazoa, Arthropoda, Insecta, Diptera, Culicidae. Gene Ontology annotation, cellular component: nucleus. The transcript has 4 exons. The coding region runs from base 1 to 1707 and encodes 568 amino acids. Gene Ontology annotation, biological process: regulation of transcription by RNA polymerase II; gliogenesis. The record is from RefSeq and is a predicted model, not a curated record.